AUGGAUAUUGAUUUGCCCUCUAAAGAGUUUAAUUUUACUACGAACAAGAUUUCGUGGUGGAAGGCCGGUGAAUACCAGGAAUUAUCUUUGGGUUUGGAAACGCGGCAGCAUCGGUAUUAUCUACGAAGACGCUUCUAUGAGGACUGGACUUUAGUGAUAGACAAUGUUCGGGAAGUUGAUUCCGGAUUUUAUGCUUGUCAAAUCAAUGCCGAUACACUACUUGAAAAGAUAUUUCUCCUCAAUGUUACUGAUGAUGUCAAGCCAAAGAACCUCAACUCUGCUUAUUUGGAAUUUCUCAAGGAUGAAGGUAUUUGGUAUACUUAA
Rodentolepis nana is the source of this 324-nucleotide messenger RNA. NCBI's taxonomy places the organism in Eukaryota, Metazoa, Platyhelminthes, Cestoda, Cyclophyllidea, Hymenolepididae. The record is from the annotation of a GenBank genome assembly.